GAAUUAGGAGGGGGGGGGUUCGCUGCGUGGGCCUGGUCAACGUGCGCCCGAACUCAUGAACCCGGCGCACGCCGUAACUGUCGAAUGAGGGGAGUAGUUGAUGAAUUGGGGUGUUAACUUUCUUGUCUGUGGUGAGAGGAGGGGUUGGUUGAGAGAAAGGGAAAGCUUGAAACUUGGAAAAAGGACAGAUGCUUCUUUCCGACAGUUAGCGCCCCCCACCUUCCCUCAUAUCAAACACUCCUCCUCUGUCUCCUUCCCUCACCACAGUGUGAAUUUUUCGAUUAUAGAUGCUAACCCAUUUGCGGGUUUUGUUCAUUCGAGCUUGAUUUGAAUCAGUAUGACUGAGUUGUGAGAAGAGUUGGGAGUUCCAAAUCGCAAAAUUUGUUGAAUUGGGUAUUUUUGAUCACUAGUUUUGGGAGGAAUGUAUAUAGAGGAGUUGAGGGAAGGAGAGGUGGCGACUGGACAGGAUCAAUUGGUUCUUCAUGAGCCCUGUGGUAAUGGGUUAGUUGUUUCAGAAGCGAAGCGGGUUCUGGUGGGAGCCGGUGCCCGGGCUCUCUUCUAUCCGACCCUUCUCUACAAUGUCCUCCGGAACAGAGUUCAGGUGGAGUUCCGCUGGUGGGAUAGGGUUGAUGAGUUUGUACUGCUAGGCGCAGUUCCCUUUCCCGCUGAUGUCCCGCGCUUGAGGGAGCUCGGUGUGGGCGGGGUUGUGACCUUGAAUGAGCCUUACGAAACUCUAGUCUCCACAUCAUUGUAUCAUGCUUCUAAUAUUGAUCAUCUGGUGAUUCCAACGAGAGAUUAUCUUUUUGCUCCGUCAUUUUCUGAUAUUUGCCUAGCUGUUGACUUUAUACAUAAAAAUGCAUCUCUUGGGAGAACAACCUAUGUCCAUUGCAAAGCCGGCCGAGGCCGCAGCACAACCAUUGUCCUGUGUUACCUGGUCCGGCACAAACGAAUGACACCAGAAGCUGCAUAUAAUUAUGUGAAGUCAGUCAGGCCAAGGGUCCUCUUGGCUUCGUCCCAGUUGCAGGCUGUUCAAGAUUACUACCAUUCUAUAACGGUCAAGAGCAGAGGAAUCACCAAUGGCACAAAAAGUAUAUUAGGAAAACCAGGAAGCAUCAGAGAGGCCGACUUACCUGCCUUUGACGAUGGCUCUGUGGUGAUUGUGACAAAGUCUGACCUCGAAGGGUACAGUCCAAAGGACGAAGAACUCGGUAUCAUGAGCAUUGCUAGUCAGCUAGCCAUGGCAAGGCUUUCAUGCCUGUGGCCUAGCAGCUAUUCGUUUCAGAAGAAGCAAGGAAGCUCCGUUUCUGUACUGGGGAAUCUCGGUGUUGGUAUCAAGGUCUACUGAAAUUUCUCUUCUCUUAUCAAUAAGUUGUUGAGCUAUAGAUCUGGAUCGAUGAAUAAUGCCUAAAGGUGGCUUUAGUUUGAGAUUGGCUAUCCAGGAUUUGAGCAUAGGAAAAGUGUGAAUUUGAGUGAUUUAAAGAUCUAGUUCCACAUCUGCCUAAAACCUUUGGCAGAUGCAAAAAGGAGUGAUUCUUCGUUUCUUACUCUUUGUUUCUUCUUCGGGACAAUAAAUGUUGAGCCUGUGAAGUCAAAUAUUUCAAUUUUCCAGUAUCUUUUGAAGAC
Messenger RNA from Punica granatum (pomegranate), 1623 nucleotides. The record is from RefSeq and is a predicted model, not a curated record. NCBI's taxonomy places the organism in Eukaryota, Viridiplantae, Streptophyta, Magnoliopsida, Myrtales, Lythraceae.